CAGGGAGAGAAGUUGAAUGGCUAGAGGGACCUAAUGGACAGUCUCCCCAACAGAUGGUAACAAAAAAAUAAUCCAGAUGGGGUGCAGGUGCUGUAAAAUGAUACAAAGCUAUCUCUUCGAUCCUGUUCCAGUGGCCUCCCCGGGCUACAUCAAUGAAGUCAGCAGCUGCAAGUUGGAUGAAGAAGACCCUGUGAAAUUAAAAAGCAAUCAGAGCAGCGAGAUCCUGGUGCAUAAAAAUGUCCUUGCAAGUGAGGGCUUCAAGAGGACGGAGGGUAGAGGCCAGAGAGCGGGUCCCCAAGAGCCCUGCUGGCCUCACCAAGAGCCGCUCCCACAGGAGGAUGCAGGAGGUGGACGCUGGGAGGAGAAGCCUGGCAGUGCGGUCAACGGCAUGGGCCCCACUGCAGCUCUGCAGCCCACCAGGAACCCCAGGUCCCACCAGAGGGACACGGGCUCCAGGGCCAGUCCUACAGACAGUGUGCACCCCACUCAACCCUUCCUUGAAGGAGGGGACACCAGGAAACAGGACUGUGUGCUGCCAGCCUUGGAAAAGACCCAAGUCGUCCAAAGUGGGGACUUUGAAGUUCCUUCUAAGGUGGAAAGUUUUGCCUUGGAAGUACAAGGUCAUGACCUCCAGAUACCAACCCCGGAUUACCCUCAGCUGUGGGGCACAGCCGUACACAAUGUGGGUCAUGAAGAAAAGGAUUAUCUUUUCAAGAACCCCAAGGAGGAUGAGCCUCUGGCGGGAAUUCUUCCCAGGGUGGGCGAGCACGGUUUGAAUGUGCCCUUCCCCAGGAGGAGAAGCUGGGACUCAUUAAAUGAGGCCGUGACCACAGAAGUUCUAAGCGUCUACUUUAAAGAGCAGGGUCCUGUCACACCUGUGGUCAAUUCCAGAAUUGAACAGGAGGAAACGGCUGGUUCUGAUGGAAACAGGGAUGGGGAGGUGGUGGACGAGGAUGCAGCAGUGGCAGAAGCCCUCGCGGCAUUGGAAGCUGCUACUGCAGGAGAAGACUUGGAUGAGGCAGAUUAGAGGAGGGAAAUGGUGCAGGCAAGAAAGCUAGUGUCAUGCUGAGCAAGUGGAGAUGCAUUUGCUCCUUGGAUGUG
Molecule: messenger RNA, 1101 nt
Organism: Urocitellus parryii (Arctic ground squirrel)
Lineage: Eukaryota; Metazoa; Chordata; Mammalia; Rodentia; Sciuridae
Gene: Pgcka1
Product: PDCD10 and GCKIII kinases associated 1
Source: RefSeq, a predicted model, not a curated record